CGGGGUGAGAGUUUGCUCUGUUUCCUCGUCAAAGUACACGGUACUUUUGUUUGUGAUCAGCGAUAUUCUGUGCUGUAAUAUUCUGCGAUAAAGUGUCUGUUGCUGUCUUUGGUUGUAAUUUGCAAUAUCCAAAAUAUUAUUGAAAAUAAAUGAAUAUUCCCAUUUAUUUAUCUCAAACAUAAGUAAAUUCUUUGACUUCAGCUUACUAUGGUUUAGUAUUUAAGUUAUCAUAUAUAACGAAGUUGCCACCUUGAAUGAGGCUCUCGGCAGAGCGUUUGCUAUUGUUUGCAAUAAGUAAAGUGGAUAAAUGCCGAAGAAAAAAGGUAAAAAACAGGGAAUUAACGCAGAUUUUACAAUAAAUGACUGUGCGAAUGCUCCAAAACCUGUGGGUAAAGCAAAAAAAUCAGCAACUAAAGAAGCUUUACCCGAGAAAUCAUGGGAGGACCUGCAUGAUGAAGAUUUUGAAAUUCUUCAGGAUGAAGACCCAGAAGGGCCUAAAGUCUUUGUAUAUAAAAAAAAGAAGAAUCAUUCCAAAUGUGAGAUAGGCCACAAUAAUCAUCUGGGGAUAGUUUAUCCUGAGAUUGUGUGGUAUUUAAUAUCUCCAUUUAUAAAACCUGAAGAAGUUGGUAACUUUGCUGGCAUAAACCGAGCAACUUAUUCUAUAACUAAGAGGGAGUCAUUCUGGCGUGCAUUGUAUAAGAAAUAUUGUCAAAACAAGCCUAACCUCCUACCUGAGAAAUUCAGGAUAGAAAAUGAUUACAGGCUGUAUGGCUUACGACAGAAGGUUAUAAGAGCAUUGUAUCAUACAUAUGAUGUGUUCAUUCAGAAGGUUAUAAGAGACACGGCGCAAAUGAUCAGCGGAAGAUACACUCGCCCGUACGAGCUGGUGGGUCGCAGGUGCGUGAACGUGUGGUACAGCAAGGAGCCGACCCAGUUCUCACUCUACUUCAAAUUGAAGAAGUUGAACCACCAACGUGUGGAGCGGAGGGACUUCAUCGAAGAGUUGGGUCGGAUAGAUGCCAAUCCGGAAGAGGACACCCAGAUACUGGAGGUGACCUGCAUGAGUCAUUUCGACGUCCCCCCCCUACUGGGCAUGACGCUGUCGUCAGUGCGCGUGACGGUGGUGCAGUCUUGCCGCCACCGCCGACUGCACCUCGGCUUCAGCAGAAGCCACACCAGCAUAUUCCUGAAGAAGGAUCCGGAAUGUUCGAUAUGCAUUGGCUCGGUCAUGGACGUACUGGUCUACGAUUGGUGGGACCCGAAGUACCCGUACUUCGAAAUGAAGCUGCCAUAUUAUAUGCUUGAAGAGGAAUCGCUGCCUAUGUUGAAGAAGGACUUCUUCUCUUCGUAACAGAGAUUUAUAGGUGUUAGCUAUUUACUAGCGUCAAUAAAUGUGAUACAAAUAUAGUGUAUUUUGUUUUUUA
Molecule: messenger RNA, 1424 nt
Organism: Pararge aegeria (speckled wood butterfly)
Lineage: Eukaryota; Metazoa; Arthropoda; Insecta; Lepidoptera; Nymphalidae
Gene: fsd
Product: transmembrane protein 183
Exons: 4
Coding region: 308-1351 (347 amino acids)
Biological process (GO): regulation of protein stability
Cellular component (GO): SCF ubiquitin ligase complex
Source: RefSeq, a predicted model, not a curated record